Molecule: messenger RNA, 2034 nt
Organism: Nannospalax galili (Upper Galilee mountains blind mole rat)
Lineage: Eukaryota; Metazoa; Chordata; Mammalia; Rodentia; Spalacidae
Gene: Fndc10
Product: fibronectin type III domain containing 10
Exons: 2
Coding region: 1-666 (221 amino acids)
Source: RefSeq, a predicted model, not a curated record
AUGGAAGAGGACGGGGUGGAAAGAGUGGGCACGGAAGAGGCAGGAUGCGCGCAAUCCUGCCUGCAACUGCGUCCUCUUGCGCCUGCGCAGUGCAAGUUCCCGGGACGCAUUCUGUUGCCGUGGAGACGGAGGUUCUCGGUGACGUCAGAGAUGCCGCGAAAAGCCGUCGUCAAUUCGUCUGUUUUCCGCGGCCUCCGCUGCCAGGCGCCCGGCUGCAUGACGCUGGUUUCGGCGGGUGGCUCGCUGCGCGCCCACGUCCUGCGCAACCGCAGCGUGCUGCUGCAGUGGCGCCUGGCCCCGGCCGAGGCGCGCCGCGUGCGCGCCUUCGCGCUCAACUGCUCGUGGCGUGGCACCUACACGCGCUUCCCGUGCGAUCGCGUGCUGCUGGGCGCCUCCUGCCGCGACUACCUGCUGCCCGACGUGCACGACAGCGUGCGCUACCGCUUGUGCCUGCAGGCGCUGCCGCUACGCGCCGAGCCCGCCGCAGCGGAGUGCGUGGAGUUCACCGCCGAGCCCGCAGCUAUGCAGGAGAUCGUGGUGGCCAUGACGGCGGUGGGCGGCUCCAUCUGCGUCAUGCUGGUGGUCAUCUGCCUGCUGGUGGCCUACAUCACGGAAAACCUCAUGCACCCGACCUUCCGGCGGCCCAGCCAGCGCAGGCAGGCAUGAAGCGCGAGGCAGCCGGCACCACCUGCUCGAGUGUGCUGAGACCCCAGGCCCUCCGCCUGCUCGCCCUCGCCUCAUUCCCUCACCCUCUUUAGGAUCUCCAUGGAGGGCCUGAUGGAGACGAAUAGGGGACCGGCUAGCCCACGCAGGGACCUUGGCAUCAUUCCACGACCGUGCCAGCCCCAAGUGUGCUGUCUGCCUCCCAGACUCAGGCUCUAGACUGGCCCAUGGGCCGGGCUGGGGUGCUAGCCGUGUCCCGGGGUCUCCCCCAUCUCCAAGGCCUUUAUUGGGGGCGGCCAGAACAUACGGUCUCUUCCAGCAAGCACUACUGGCACCCAGGAUCUUCAACCUGAACUUCCAUCCUGUGCCAGGUUGUCAAAGUUUGGCCAUGAUCAUUGCCUGGUCACUUUGUGCUUUGCAGGUUGGUGGGGAGUGGCCUCUGGAGCCUGUUCCCAUCCCACCUUACCCCAGUGGGCUUAGGUUAGCUUUGUGCCUUAGUAUCUCUGGCCCACUGCAGGAGCCACCCACUAUCCCUCAGCUGUCCACAGGGGUCUGUGGCCCUGGGACUAGCUGGCUUAUGCAUGCUUCAGGCCAGAGUCCCAGUGAGGACACACAGUCUUCGAGAUUUUUCAGGAGCCUGGGGCAAGGGUACACAGGCCCUGUUGUGUCUUCCUAUGUGGGUGUCAGAGAAGCCGAGAGCCAUGAUGUAGCUCAGCAGUCUGGGCCCCAGCAUCCAGCUGCUGCAUCCAGGGGUGAGUGUCCUCCACCUGGGGAGGCUGGGGAGUCACCUUUUCCUUUUGCUUGUACUGCCUUGAUCAGGUCUUGGGGCAGGGGUGUUGGGGGAUGGGAGCAGACAGGUGGUUGGGAGGACAGCAUCGGAUCCUGAAGGCAGAAGGUGAGCUGCCCGCCUUGCCUAGCCAGACCCUUCUCUGUGGUCUGGGUACCAAGCCUCAACCAAUCCAGGAGACCUCAGUGGCCACAUUGUGACCAGCUGUUCUAGCCCCAGCCCUUCUCACACUAGAGAGUGGAGAGCCUGAGAUCUGACCUCAAUGAUGCUGCCCACCCUUCCACGUGGACAGAGGCUGGCCCUGCCCACCUUCUGGCAGACCCAGGCACCUGGCUGAGGUUGCCCAGCCACCUGGUGGUAUUGGGCACUGGGAGGAGGAAGGCAUUGCCCAGCUGCCCUUGAGCCCAGGCUCUGACCACUGGACUUGACCCUGGCUAAUCCUCCAGUCUCACCCCAGCAACCACACCAACCCUGGGCCCGGCUGGCAGCACCCAUGCCCUACCUCUUUGUCUUUGCUCUGCCCGCUCCCUGCGAGGCGCUGGUCAGUUGCCAACGUCUAAAUGUCCAUCACUCUCAGACCAAAA